UCAUUCCAAAUGUGAUCAUUUACCUUCGAAAAUAAUAAAUGUGCAAAUUUCCCCGGUGAUCUCUACGUUUUCUACGGAAGAAUUUCAUCAGCUGUCCGACUCGCUCAUCACCCACCUUCCAGAGGGCUGGAGACCAAGCUCUAGCUUGGGAGAGACCAUCCUACUCCUGCUAUGGGUGUUGACAAUAUGGAGCACCGGGAUAACUGUAAAAAACAGGAUAUACCAAUGGACUAAAAAGAAAGUUGCAAGACUGUCUGCAGAAAGAAACGCUGCCAUGAAUGAAAUUUUAGAUCUGCAGAAAAAGAAAGAAGACCUUGAAGACCACUUCAAAAGCAUGCAGAACACCAUAACCUCCAUCAUGAUGGACAACAGGCUUCUUAAAGAAUCGUGCAAGGCGUACGAGGAGAGAACUUUGGCUUCAGAUAAGCUGAAUCGUGGAUUGAAGAUCAUCAUGGAGAACAAGGUGAAAGACCUGGAAACGGAGGCAGAAAUCCUAAAAAACAGCCUGAAGAUGACUGCCAAACGGCUGCAACAGAGGGAGGGCUUUCUACAGCAGAAACUUGUUCAGGAGAAGAUGCUUCGUCAGGAGUCAGAAGAAAAACUGAACUCAGAAUUUAAAGCUUCUGAACAGAAGAUAAAGAAAAUGAACACGGAACAUGAAGAAAAAGAGAGUUCAUACAAGAACCAGUUUGAGCUACUCAAAAAAUGUUGGACUGACAUGACAACACUGCUGCACUCCACUAAAUUUGAACAUGAGAAGCUGAAGGAAUCCAGCAAGGCCUUCCAGGCAAUGACCGUGAAUUCGGCUAAGGAAAUCUUUAGGGUCAAGACAAUCGUUGAAGAGGAGCGUAGUGCACACCAUGAAGAGAUGAACGCCCUCAAGACCCAGCUAAACAUGGUCACCAUUCAGGCGCAGGAAACGGAGACCACUUUACAGAACACACUUGCUCAGGAGAAGGCCCUCCUCCAGGAGACAGAGGCCAAAUUAAAGGAAACUGAUUUGGAUUGGGAAGAGAAACAGGGAUCAGACAAGGCUCAGAUCAAGGAACUGUUAGAACAUCUGGCAAGCGCAAAACAAAUAGCAUCCUCUGCCAAAUCGGAAAAUGAAGGUCUGAAGGAGUCUUGCAAGGCCUUCCAGCAAAUGGUGAAAGAUUCGACCGAGGAGAUGCUUGGGCUGAAGGAAAACACCAUGCAGGAGCACAGCAUCCAUCAGAAUGAGAUUGAGACCCUCCAGAAGAAGCUUGAGUCAAUGAUCAUCAAGAUGGAUGAGAAGGAGACCGCUUUACUGCAGAAACUGGCUGAAGAAGAGGCCAGAACAGCCCAAGCGAAUGGGAAAUUCGUAGCGUAUAAAGAAGACUUAAUCAAAGUCACUAAAGAGCGCCAACAUUUUCUGAAGAAUGAGAUUAGACAUUUUCAGGGCAGAGCACAGGAUAAUUUGAUGGCUUAUCGAGAUGCUGAGAAUCAGCUAGCCAGGGAAAGGAGGAAGACAGCAGAUCUGCAGAGAAGACUGGAUGCACUGAAUGAAAAGUUGGCUCAAUGUUCCCAGACAUCUUAUUGGGCACUAGGUGAGUUCUGGGCCCCAUUGAAUAGUACAUCCUGCUAUGAUACAGGAUUCCAUUGUGUGGUUGUGUCCCAUGUACUGGGAUACCCACAGAGCAGCAACAAACUGGGCUUAAUCAGCUCUUCUACCACAAGUCAACAGGAAGCCAACUAG
Anguilla anguilla (European eel) is the source of this 1714-nucleotide messenger RNA. RefSeq names its product restin homolog. Bases 275 to 1714 code for a protein of 479 amino acids. The transcript has 18 exons. The record is from RefSeq and is a predicted model, not a curated record. Lineage: Eukaryota; Metazoa; Chordata; Actinopteri; Anguilliformes; Anguillidae.